Molecule: messenger RNA, 681 nt
Organism: Mycena indigotica
Lineage: Eukaryota; Fungi; Basidiomycota; Agaricomycetes; Agaricales; Mycenaceae
Product: GTP-binding protein Rho3
Exons: 11
Coding region: 1-681 (226 amino acids)
Biological process (GO): small GTPase-mediated signal transduction
Molecular function (GO): GTP binding; GTPase activity
Source: RefSeq, a predicted model, not a curated record
AUGCCAUUGUGCGGUAAUUCUAGUCGGAGCACACCUUUCAGCCGGGGCAAGCCUUUGCAGCGCAAAGUUGUUGUCUGUGGUGACGGAGCUUGUGGAAAAACAUCUCUUCUGAACGUUUUUACCCGAGGCUUCUUCAGCCAGGUUUAUGAACCCACCGUCUUCGAGAAUUACGUGCAUGAUAUUUUUGUUGACGAACAACAAGUCGAAUUGAGCUUAUGGGACACUGCUGGGCAAGAAGAAUUCGACCGUUUAAGAUCUCUGUCCUAUGCGGAAACGCAUGUGGUCAUGAUAUGUUUCUCGGCAUGGGUCGACAACCCAGUAUCCUUGGAGAACGUAGAGUCCAAGUGGCUUGAUGAAAUUUUGGAGUACUGUCCUGGGGUUAAGUUGGUGCUCGUAGCACUCAAGUGUGAUCUGCGCGAUGAUUCUUCUGUCAAAGAUCGAUUACAGCGUCAUGGAGCGCACUCAGUCCAAUAUGAAGAAGGACUCGCGGUUGCAAGACGAAUACGAGCUUCACGUUAUCUGGGUACCCCUCCAUUUUUCCUGCCUAGUCCACAAUUAAUUCCUCUCUCAGAGUGCAGCUCAAAGCACAAUCGUGGGGUAUCUGAGGUGUUUUACGAAGCGGCUCGAGUCUCGUUAGCAACGCGACCGAAAGCGUCAGGCGAAGGAUGCACGGUCAUGUGA